Messenger RNA from Lactuca sativa (garden lettuce), 509 nucleotides. Its product is annotated as large ribosomal subunit protein eL29z. Gene Ontology annotation, biological process: cytoplasmic translation. Lineage: Eukaryota; Viridiplantae; Streptophyta; Magnoliopsida; Asterales; Asteraceae. Gene Ontology annotation, cellular component: ribosome; cytosolic large ribosomal subunit. The record is from RefSeq and is a predicted model, not a curated record. Gene Ontology annotation, molecular function: structural constituent of ribosome.
UUCAACAAAUAUUGGGCCGAGCCCUAUCUAUGAGGCCCAUUUCGUAAGAGCCGCAAAUUAGGGUUUUUAAAAAGAGACGGCGAUCCCAAAUCCUCGUUUCAGUCGAUCGUGAAAAACUGAAAAACCUAAUCUCUCAGGAGCUGCAACGUAACAGUGUGCCAGAGAGAUGGCCAAGUCGAAGAAUCACACCGCGCAUAACCAGUCGGCCAAGGCUCACAGGAACGGUAUCAAGAAGCCAAGGAAGCACAGACACACUUCCACCAAAGGAAUGGAUCCCAAGUUCUUGAGGAACCAGAGGUAUGCAAGGAAGCACAACAAGCAGAGUGGUGAAUCUGCUACUGAAGAAUAGAUGUUCUAGGGUUUUUGAUUUAUGAUCUCUUUCUGUUUUGAAUUUUGUUAUCAAUUAGAACUGCAAUAUCUCAUGUGAUUUUUGAAUCUAGUUUACAUUCUAUGUUAUGGUUGUCAUUGUGUUUUGAGUAUUCUAUCAAUGAAAUCAUUUCUUGAGUCCA